AUGACCGACAUCACCAAUUCAUGUCAAUUCCAUGGUCGUGACGACGAGGAUGCCCCCGCUCAUAUCAAUCGCAUCACUCGUCUUUGCAGCACCUUCUCCAUUGAGGGUGUCAAUCUUGAUGCUAGGUAUCUUCAGCAUGGUCUAUCCGAUUGGGCGUUAGUCGAGAAAUUCUACAAUGGUCUCACUCCUGAGAUUAGAGCUCGUUUCGAUACUUCAGCAGGAGGUCAGCUUAUGGGAAAGAAAACGGUGGCUGAGUGUAAUGAUUUGUUUGAGAGCUUUGCCCACUCCGAUAUGGACUACAGCACUACCAGCAGAACUUCCAUUCCUGUACGUACCACCUCGGCCGGUCGAGGGGUAAACCAAGUUAGCGUGGAUCCAUCGGUAGCUGCUGUAGUCGAGGAUUUGAGGCAGGAGUUGAGGCAGGAGAUGAGGCAGGAGUUGAACGAGAUAAAGAAGAAAGUGGAUAGGUGUGAGGUGGAGUACAUAGCCGGUCAGUCUAGGGGUCCCACGAAUCCGUUCAAUAAUUCUAAUUCCGGCUGGCGCGGUAGUGGCAAUUCGAAUGGUUAUCGUUCGUCUGGAAAUCCUCCUGGAUUUCCAUCUGGUCAGUAUCAGAGUAGAGGGCCCGAUAUUUACACGAGUUCUAGUUCAGGGCAGUUUAGUGGGCCAGGUUCGAGUGGGCAGUAUGCGAGUGGAGGACCGAUUCAAGAGAAUCAAGGCAGUGGAAAGGCUCCUGAGGUUUGUACGAACAGGUUGGAGGAGAUGUUUGCCCAAAUGAUGACACGGACCACGGCGUUCAUGAAAAAUCAGGAGCAGACUAACAAAAAUCACGAACUUCAGCUCAAGAGUCAGCAGGCCACCCUUCUCGAUCUCCAGAGAACAGUAGGUGGGCUUGCUAAGCAGUUACAGGAGCAUCCACCGGGUCAGUUUUCGGGAAACACUUUCACGAAUCUCGCGAACCAGUCAGCGAAGGCGAUUACGACCCGUAGUGGGAAGAGUUUGGGAGAGGUUGUGAGAGAAGGAGUUGAGGAUGAGAGAGAGGAUGAAGUCGAUAAGGAGAUCGAGAUGGAGGCUCCAGGCAAGGUGCACACGAGGCUAGCCCCAGCAAAUACCGCACACGCCGAGGAGUCGCCAGUAGAGAAGAGAGUAGAGAGGCAGCCGACGAAGGUUCGGCCGGCACCGGUGAUUGAUUAUUCUCGCCUUCCAUUCCCCGCCCGUGCCAGGCAGCAGAAAUAUGCCCAGGAGUACGGGAAAUUCCUCGAGAUGUUUACUCAGUUGAAGAUCAAUCUUCCGUUCAUCGAGGCGCUUCAGUCUAUGCCUAAGUAUGCGAAAUUCCUUAAAGAUCUUUUGAAGCGUAAGGAGAGAAUCGGCGAGCUUUCGAAUAUUCCGUUGACAGGAGGUUGUUCCGCGGUAGUCUUGAAUAAGCUACCAGAGAAGUUGACCGACCCUGGCACAUUCACGAUUCCAUGUUUCUUUAGGGGAGCCGUUACCCCUGCUCACGCCUUAGCCGAUUUAGGGGCCAGCAUCAAUCUGAUGCCAUUUUCGUUGUAUGAGCGACUUGGUCUAGGAGAGCUUACACCCACGCGCAUGUCAUUGUCCUUGGCUGACCGACCAGUCAAGUAUCCUCGUGGGAUAGUAGAGAAUUUGUUGGUGAAGGUUGAUAGUAAAACUGAAUGA
Molecule: messenger RNA, 1674 nt
Organism: Helianthus annuus (common sunflower)
Lineage: Eukaryota; Viridiplantae; Streptophyta; Magnoliopsida; Asterales; Asteraceae
Exons: 4
Coding region: 1-1674 (557 amino acids)
Source: RefSeq, a predicted model, not a curated record